Molecule: messenger RNA, 2964 nt
Organism: Zingiber officinale
Lineage: Eukaryota; Viridiplantae; Streptophyta; Magnoliopsida; Zingiberales; Zingiberaceae
Product: auxin response factor 15-like
Exons: 12
Coding region: 245-2587 (780 amino acids)
Biological process (GO): regulation of DNA-templated transcription; response to hormone
Cellular component (GO): nucleus
Molecular function (GO): DNA binding
Source: RefSeq, a predicted model, not a curated record
CAUAAAUUGCAUUUGUGCUUUACCAACAGAGGUCACUCACUCACUCGCUUAGGCGUUCUCGGCCCAAAGAAAACGCCCCCCGGCAGCUCUGCUGCAUCUCACCCUCUCUCCUGCACCCGUUGCAGGCGUUGCAGCAGCGACGCAGUUCCACCGAUAAAAGCGAGGAGAAAGUGAGGAAGCAGCAGGAGAUGACGACUUCAUUGCUGCUGCAGCAGGCCAAUGUAGGAAGAGAGACAUAAGAGUUAUGAAGGUCGGAGCUGCAGGGGGUACGGUUGAGGCAUGGCUCGCUUUUGACUCGUUUUCUUUUGGCAAGGCUUAUGAAUGGCUGGAGAAUAACCUCAAAGAAGAAGAGUGGAAAAGGGCGAAAAAGCCAUCUCUGGGUUUUGAGAGAAUGGGGAUCGAUUUGAACACGAUCGAGGAGGAGGAGGAGGAGGAGGAGCCGGAGCAAACGGCCCACUGCACUCCUCCUCAGUUCCCGGUGCCCGUGGCUGAAGAGACGCCAAUGUGCCCGGAGUUGUGGCACGCGUGCGCCGGGCCACGGAUAUGGCUGCCAAAGAAGGGGAGCCUGGUCGUGUACUUGCCGCAGGGCCACAUCGAGCAGCUGGAGGACCUAGAUGGCGGGGACGACGGAGGCAGAGGUGGGAUCUGCCGAGGGGACUUGCCGCCUCAUGUCUUUUGCCGCGUGGUCGACCUCAAGCUCCAUGCCGAUACCGUCACAGACGAGGUCUAUGCCGAGCUAUGUCUCUUUGCGGAAAGUGAGCAGGCUUUCGAACAAAGAUUGAAGAAGGGUGAGGUUGAGGACAAUGAGGCAGAAGAGAGUGUGGAACUUGCGAGCAGACCCUCUAUUCCCCACAUGUUUUGCAAGACGCUCACUGCCUCUGACACUAGCACUCAUGGAGGGUUCUCUGUACCACGGCGAGCUGCUGAAGACUGUUUCCCUCCCUUGGAUUAUAAGUUGCAGAGGCCUUCCCAAGAACUUGUUGCCAAAGAUCUGCAUGGUACAGAGUGGAGGUUCCGGCAUAUCUACAGAGGUCAACCACGUAGGCAUCUUCUUACAACUGGAUGGAGUGCCUUUGUGAAUAGGAAAAAGCUCAUUUUAGGGGAUGCAGUGUUGUUUCUUCGUGGUAAUGAUGGAGAGCUGAGAUUGGGCAUCAGAAGAGCAACCCAAUUCAAAAGCAGCACUAAUUCUUCGACACAUACCAGUAGGAACUUGAAUCUAACAACCCUUCCUGUUGUUGCUAAUGCUGUGUCUGCAAGAAAAGUCUUCCACGUCUACUAUGAUCCAAGAGGAAGCUCAUCGGAUUUCAUAGUUCCAUACUGGAAAUUUGUGAAAAGCUUCAAAAAUCCUGUUUCGGUCGGAGCGAGAUUCAGAAUGAUCUGUGAAAGUGAAGAUGCCAGAGAUCGAAGGUCAACGGGACUGAUAACCGGGAUCAAUGAAGUUGACCCUGUAAGAUGGCCUGGCUCGAAGUGGAGGUGUUUGUCGGUAAGUUGGGAUGACAAUCGUGAAUUUGGCCAGUGCAGUAGACUAUCUCCAUGGGAAAUUGAAAGAACUGGUUCAAUUCUAGGCUCUGUCAGCCUGUCAACAGCAGAUUCCAAAAGGGCCAAAAUCAGCCUUCCCCUUCACAAUAUGGAGUACUGGGUUGCAAAUGGAAAUGGGUGUCCGGAUUCCAGAAAAUCUUCAAGUUUCCGCAAGGUCUUGCAAGGUCAAGAAGUUACAAAAAUUAGAGCUUUCAACAAUGCCAGUGCAGCAGCUCCUAUUUCGGAGGUCCAAAUCAGUCGAUACUCAGAGGAUGAUGCAUGUUCAGCUGCUGCAAACAGCUCCAAGAUAAGUGCAUCUGUUUCAGGAGGAAUGUUCAGAGUGCCACUUGGGAAUUCUGAGUUUCCUUCUGAUUGCACAGGCUUGAAUGAAUCUACCCGAUUCCAGAAGGUCUUGCAAGGUCAAGAAAUUUUCUCGAAAGUUCCUCUCCUAGGAGUUCCAUCUGAUUCUCAUCCGAGGGAUAGAGCCUACUGCAUGUUUGAUUAUUCUCCUACAUAUCAUGGUCUGAGCAAAUUAUCCAACACAUCUUGCCGAUCCAUUACUCCUGCUCAACAGUCUUUAUCACCAGUUCCAGUAUCUUCCCCAUCAUCCGUACUCAUGUUUCAAGAAAAAAAGUCCAGGAAUUCAUUGACAAAAUCUAUAUCUAGCAUGAAAUGUCAUGACAACGGCGGUGAUGGCUUCUACUUUGCCAAGCCAAAUUGCACGGAAACCUUCCAUAGAGAUUCAAACAUUCUCUUUUGGCCUCAAAGCAUGAGUUUUCCGUCUUCCAACCCACAACGUCAAGUGGUAAAAGCUGAUGUUCCUCUACCACAUUGCAAGUUGGGUUUGGAAAACGAGCAGAAUGGUUGCAAGCUAUUCGGUUUUUCUUUGACUGACACGGCUCCUCUAGCUAAUCUAGUUGAUAAAGCUCUGCCAGCCUCACUGUUUUCCACUCACAAGAAGGUUGACGCUGUAGUUUCAAGUUCAAUGCCUCGAAUUCCUGUGAAACCUCUAGCGUGCAAUUGCACUGGAUUAAGCGCCCUCUAUGCCGAGUGUGUUGCUCCAUUUUAGGCCUUUGGUUUCACGAGACAAUCUCUCUCUAAUCAGUGCUGCUAGAAGCUAUAUCCGGUGGUUGCGUUUUAUGAACUAGUAUCUGACUUAAUUUGACAAAAAUUGUUUGAUAUCCAGUUGUCGUCUGCAAAAGAACAGCAUUUUGCCAGGGUUGAUCCGUAGGACUUUAGAAAAGCUGAAUACAAGAAGAAACUUGGUUUCAAAUGUUUCUCUGAACUUGUAUCUCACUUAGCAUUAGAUUUGGAUAAGCUGAUCUUCUUAGUAGCUAAUUAUUUACUAAACUGUUGGAAUCUGAAUCAUGUUAGACUUUGAUCUGCUCAGUGACUGAUACUUUGUUGUAAGUUAAUUAUGGACCAUGCUAAAGCUGUUCGUAUUGA